Messenger RNA from Cuscuta campestris, 3443 nucleotides. Lineage: Eukaryota; Viridiplantae; Streptophyta; Magnoliopsida; Solanales; Convolvulaceae. The record is from the annotation of a GenBank genome assembly.
GUCCCAAAAAGAUGGAUGAAAUGAAGGAAAAAGCCAGGCGGCAUAUAGGGUGCAAAAAUAGACAACUCGUCUCAACUCAGAACAAACAAGAAACCAAAAAAUGGUUAAGGUAGCGCCCUCAGCCGUCGUGGCUAACAAAGAUGAAUUCCCUCUUGCCCAACCUUGGGGGAAAAGGAAGCCUGGCCACUGGAAGUCAGCAUGCCCGUACCCAAAAGUGGAGAAGUACGGAGAAAGAGAAAGGAUCGAGAAGAAAAAGAAAGCAAUGGUUGCUGCUGAAAGUGACGAGUCAUCCAGCUCAAGCUCGGAUGAAGAAGCCCUCGUCUGCAUGGAGCGCAGAGUUGAGAAGUCCAACCAUGAGGAUAGGUGGACUAUGUCAGAAGAUGACACUCUCUGCCUAAUGGCCAAAGAUGAUGCUGAUCAAGAGGUAACCUCACAAACCUCCUGCUCAUCUUCUUAUAGCACACCAACUUCUGAAAAUCUUUUUGACCAGUUCAAAAAGAUGAUGAAAGACUUUGAUGAGAUAAAUCUCAAACACACAUCCUUAACAGAAGAGAACAAACUAUUGAGUGAAGAGAAUCUCAAGUUGACUGAAAGUCGGAAAAGUCAACUGAAUAAGAUCACUCAACUCAAGACUGAAAAUGAAUCUCUCUCUGAAAAGGUGAAAUCCCUUAACAAAGAGCUAGGGAUACUCAAGUCCCAAGAAGCAGUGAACAAGCUGCUUGAAACGACCAAACAUAAGGGUCUCAAAGGACUUGGGUUUGACUCCUCUAGUUCCAAAAGGAAAGGGAAGACAACUUUCAUCCCUCCUAAACCUACUGCCAAACCUAAUAAGCAGAAAGGGAAGGAAAAGGAGAAACCAACAGAAGUUCCCAAAAAGGAAGCCGCUAAGUACCCAGGUGUCUGGUACUUAGACAGUGGCUGUUCAAGACAACUGACGGGUGAUGCGAGCCUUUUGAGCAAUCUAAUUCCCUAUGAUGGUCCAAGAGUUACUUUUGGAGGAAGCAAUGAUUUCGGCCUUACUAAAGGGCUAGGAAAUCUGGUGUACAAGGGACUAACCAUCCAAGAUGUAUCUUAUGUUGAAGGCCUCAACUAUAACCUUCUUAGCAUAAGUCAGUUUUGUGAUAAAGGUUACUUCUUGGAAUUCUGCAAGGACAUGGCAUCUCUCAAGAACAUCUCCACAAAUGAAGUCAUUCUCACUGGGAAGAGAAUCAGAAACAUCUAUGAAGUGAUAUGGAGCGAUGUCAAGGAAGCAUGUCUAAUCAGCAAAGUCAAAAAUCUGGACUGGAACAUCAUUGGAAUCUCUGGGCAAGUUCCUUCUGGCCCAGCGAAGAAAGCAGAUCUAAACAACGAUUACAAGUUGGUUUUGGAACUGGUCAUCGCUUGCCUCGAGUGUGGAAGUGGAGGUCAUGCCGAUGACAUCACCCAGGAGAGAGCCUUCAUCAUCAACUCUCUCAUUACCAAAACUAAGGUAAACUGGGUUGCACACUUUUUCAAAUCCAUUUCAAAACAUCUAGGAAAGCACAAUCAGAAGUAUCUCUGUCAAGGUCUGUAUAUUGGACAUAUUUUGGAAUAUAUGGGCGCUGCAGUUAAAGGGAAAAAGUAUGAAGCUAGAUACUGGCUAUACUACUUAUCCUCCAAAGGAGAAAACAGAGCUAGUGCUAGUGCCACUGCAGAAGAAAGCUCAUCAGACAAUGUUCCACUCAUCAAUUUCGCAAAGACUGCCAAGAGAAAGCAUGUGGUGUCUCCCUCUCCAAGUGUUGAAACACCACAGAACCUUGCUUUGAUCUGUUUGGAAGAGGAAGAAGAAGUCUCUGACCAUGGAGAACUUCAAAGGAAGAAGAAGAAGAAGAGGAAGAUCAACUCUCCAUCAACAUCUGGAAAUGUCAAUCCGGAUGAGUUGAAGGAGAAGGAACCUGCUGAGGAAACCUCUGCUCAAAACCGGAGCCCUCAACAACUUAAAGAAGAAAUUCCUCAAGUCCAAAGCCUUCCAACCUCAUCACCUCAACCUCACAUAGAUGAUGCAGAUAACCAAUUCUGGCAGCUCUACUAUGAUUGGAAAGCCUGGAAAGUUGGAAAUUCAGCAGAGCAACUGUUGAAUUGGGACCAACAACUGAAGAAUGAGAAGAUCAUCAAGAAGUGCUUAGGAAUACCAGUCAACCACAACUGUGAACAAAUUUUGGAUGACUACUGGGUAUGGCAAAGGAAUCCUGAAGACUUGCAUCUGGAGUACCUGGCCAACACACCGGUUUCAGACUUUGAAGCAGAUGAUGAAGAUCCUGCAGUCUUCAAGUCAGUCUUCUCAAAAGACACAGAAGAUCAAGUGGUUUUCACUUCUGAAGCACAAGGUGUUUUGGAAGCAGCAGCUGAAGAUUUCCAAACACUUCCGGAAACCUCACAUGUUUCUGAAAUGGUUCUAACUGAAGUUGUAGAAGAGAAGGCAACCUCUCCCCCACAAGAACAGAACCAGGAAACAGCAGAAGAAGAAGAAUUUCAGCAAUUAAUCCAAUCUCAAGUUUUGGAGAUUCUCACCACUCCUUGUGAGAUCUCCAAUCCUACUGAAAUUGAGAUCCCGGAGAAGUCAGCAGAAAUUCCGGAACAGUCAGCUCUUCCAGAAACAAUGGAGCAAGCUGUUGAAGCACAAAGGAAUUCUGGAGAAGCUGAAAAGGAAACUCAAAUGGCAGAACUAGAGGUCUCUCAAACUCCAGUAGCCAUUUUUGAAGAACAGAAUGCAGCUGAAGAAAGAGACUCCCUCUCUAAGGAUAUAUCAAAUUUUGCGCUUGAUGAAGUAGAAAGAGAGUCUGAAAGAACACUAAAGGUUACUGAUGAAGAAGAUGUACAAGAAGAUGUUGAAUCUCUUCCUAUGCAACUCUUCCAAAUAACACCAUCCUCUCAUCAGGUAACCAAUUUUCAUUUCCAUAGCUCUUCCAGCCCUACACUUCCGGAUGAGAUACCGGAAAUCUGGACAAAGAAGGUCCAAGGGCUGAUUGAAUCAGCCCUAGCAUCUCAACAUGCCUCCUUUAGGCAAGAGAUAGAGCAAAUGGAAGUCAGGUUAAAGCUUAAUUGUAUACGACUUGCCUAUGAGAGUCAUGACCUUCCCCUUCGGAAUGAGGGUCAAGCUCAAACCAACUCGGGAGUUCCCCGUUAGGUGGGUGAGAUCCCUAUCCCCUUCAGAACGAUAGUUCUUAGAUCCCUGUGUACACGUUUUUACCCGGACUGCCAUUGGACCAAGCAAAUACCACAUGACAUAUAUGUUCAUGCAUCAUACAACAUUAUUCAUCACAUUUAACAUACUCAAACAGCAGCCUAACAAUGAGUAUCAAUGCCCAUGUUUAACGUCAUGUAACACACAAAGUCUCGGAAUCGAUCCUCGACACAAACAACAAAUUCAGACCAGUACCGUCCCCACGGUACAGGGGUAUCGACCGUGUCAACUGGAGUCCCCU